This is a messenger RNA of Penicillium salamii, 933 nucleotides long. The record is from the annotation of a GenBank genome assembly. Lineage: Eukaryota; Fungi; Ascomycota; Eurotiomycetes; Eurotiales; Aspergillaceae.
AUGUCGAGCAUUCAUCAGGUUCUCAAUAAGAGUCAGCAGGCCGAGUUGCACCGUGGCUGUCAUCCCUAUCAUCCUGGUUGGCAAACGGCUUAUGGAUAUGUGCCAUCUGAGGCAGCGGGCAUUGUCUUCUGUGCAUUGUUUGGUGUGUCGCUGAUUGCCCAUGUGGUUCAGUUCUCAUGGAAGCGGAUGUGGUGGCUCUGUGUUUUCCCAGUUGGGUCUUUAGUCGAGUUACUGGGUUGGGCAGGGAGGACAUGGUCUUCAAAAUGUGUCUAUAAUCAAAAUGCAUUCUUGAUGCAGAUCUCGACAUUGAUUAUCGCCCCUACAUUCUUCACAGCUGGGAUUUACAUCCUGCUCGGCCGAUUCAUCUCCAUCUUCGGUCGUCAAUCCUCCAUCCUAUCGCCCAAGGCUUACCUCUGGAUCUUCUGUACUUGCGACAUCAUCUCCUUAGUCGUCCAAGCCGUCGGCGGCGGUCUUGCCUCAUCGGCAUUCGCAAGAGAAGGCGGAAACACAGAUCCAGGCUCAAACACAAUGGUAGGAGGUGUUCUUUUCCAACUCGCCUCAAUCACUGUGUUUGUAAUCUGUGCCGCGGACUUCUUGCGCCGCGUCAAGAAGAUGGGUGUGUUGCGAACGGCCUCGGUGUCUUUCAUCCUCUUGAUGACUGCCAUGAUCAUUUCGGUCCUUUGCAUCUAUGUACGAAGUAUUUAUCGAACCAUCGAGUUGCUGCAGGGGUGGAGAGGGUAUUUGAUCACACAUGAGUUGUACUUUAUUGUCUUGGAUGGUGUGAUGAUGGUCGUUGCUUCGGCUAUCUUUAACCUGGUUAGUCCGGCUUUCUUGUUGGACUCGGUUAAGGUGGCUACUUCUGAUGAUCGAUCUGCCACUGAGUUGACGGAGCCGAAGCCUGAGUAUGAGAGGGAAAGUUCACAGUGGAUCUGA